This is a messenger RNA of Cucurbita moschata (crookneck pumpkin), 1847 nucleotides long. Its product is annotated as TBC1 domain family member 13-like. Bases 222 to 1559 code for a protein of 445 amino acids. The record is from RefSeq and is a predicted model, not a curated record. Gene Ontology annotation, molecular function: GTPase activator activity. NCBI's taxonomy places the organism in Eukaryota, Viridiplantae, Streptophyta, Magnoliopsida, Cucurbitales, Cucurbitaceae. Gene Ontology annotation, biological process: intracellular protein transport; activation of GTPase activity. The transcript is spliced from 9 exons.
UCUCCCACUUUCGUCCACAGAGUGUCCCCCUUUCAGAGAGGCAACGGCAAACUCGAGGAGAAAAUGUUUACGAAUAAUUAAAUCGGAAAAGGGAAAGAAUGGAGGAAACUGAGAUCGGAACCCUAGCAAUCGAAGCGAGAGGUUGAGGACAAUAGCAAUCGAUCAGUUUCAUCUCAAUUUGUUGCAGUAAUUUUGUUUUGAAUUCGUUCGCAACAUCAAAAAUGGUGAAGAAACGUGUGCCGGAUUGGCUGAAUAGCUCUCUCUGGUCCUCCACUCCUUCCGUUGACGACGAUCGCCUCCACCGCUACAAUUCUGAGCCGGCCGCCACCACGUCGUCGCCGGAACCUUUUGUCGAACCUCCGGUUCCGAUUCCUCCUCCGUCUGUGAGCACUGCCAUUAGAACCGAGUCUCCCAAGUCUGAUACUAGAGAAUCCAGGGCUAAUAACAAUGUCAGCAACGACGAUAAUGGCACUCCCUCAGGUCCUUCUGCUGAGGACGUAUCUCGCCAGGCGCAGCUUCUUGUUGAGUUGUCGAAGAAGGUCAUAAAUCUGCGUGAAUUGCGUAAAAUUGCGUCUCAGGGCAUACCGGAUGGUGCAGGAAUUCGUUCAACCGUCUGGAAGCUCCUAUUGGGUUAUCUGCCACCAGAUCGUGGAUUCUGGCCUUCUGAGUUAGCUAAAAAGAGGUCUCAAUACAAGCAUUUUAAAGAAGAGCUUUUGAUGAAUCCUUCAGAAAUUUCCAGGAGGUUGGAGAAGGCCAAAAGCUACGAGCAUGAUGAAACAAACAAAGGUCAGCUCUCAAGGUCAGAAAUAAGUCAAGAGGAGCAUCCUUUAAGUCUUGGGAAAACCAGCAUCUGGAACCAGUACUUCCAGGACUCUGAGAUUAUAGAACAGAUUGACCGAGAUGUGAAGCGUACUCAUCCAGAUAUGCACUUCUUCUCUGGGGACUCAUCACUUGCAAAAUCUAACCAGGAGGCUCUGAGAAACAUCUUAAUUGUGUUUGCGAAGUUGAAUCCUGGAAUUAGAUAUGUUCAAGGGAUGAAUGAACUUUUAGCUCCUCUAUUCUAUGUAUUUAGAAGUGAUCCAGAUGAGGAUAAUGCGGCAUCUGCUGAAGCAGACACGUUCUUUUGUUUUGUUGAGUUGUUGAGUGGAUUUAGGGAUCAUUUCUGCCAGCAAUUAGAUAAUAGUGUUGUGGGAAUCCGCUCCACAAUCUCAAAGUUAUCUGAACUUCUGAAGGAGCAUGAUGAAGAGCUCUGGCGUCACCUUGAGAUAACAACCAAAGUAAACCCCCAGUUUUAUGCAUUUAGGUGGAUCACUCUCCUCUUGACCCAAGAGUUCAAUUUUGCAGACAGCCUCCACAUUUGGGAUACAAUUUUGAGUGAUCCUGAGGGGCCUUUAGAAACACUUCUCCGAAUAUGCUGCUCGAUGUUGAUUCUCAUUAGAAGACGCCUACUUGCAGGCGAUUUUACAGCAAAUCUCAAACUGCUCCAACACUACCCCCCAGCGAACAUCAGUCAUUUGCUCUACGUCGCAAACAAGUUGCGUAAACAACCGUCAAUCUGAUCUCCUUUUCCACACGUAGUGCAUCGAUUUCCCGUUUGAUUCUUCCUUUCUCUAAAACGUUCUAGUUUGGUUCUGUUAAUGGAUGUAAAUGUUGGCUGAGAGAAUGACUUAUAGGGGCAGGAUAUAAAAAGAUUGUUCUUUAGGUGCUGACUUGUAGUUUGUGUUUACAGGACAAUUGUGUAUCUUUUUCUGAGAGAUUAGUGAUUGAUAUCUAGAAACAAGUUCCGAUCCUUGUGUAGUUGCACAAUUUUGGCUCAUUGUUUAUUUCAAUUUCCUUGGUUGAACUUC